Penicillium angulare is the source of this 864-nucleotide messenger RNA. RefSeq lists its product as uncharacterized. Gene Ontology annotation, molecular function: succinate transmembrane transporter activity; sulfate transmembrane transporter activity; antiporter activity. The transcript has 4 exons. The record is from RefSeq and is a predicted model, not a curated record. The coding region runs from base 1 to 864 and encodes 287 amino acids. Gene Ontology annotation, biological process: phosphate ion transmembrane transport; succinate transmembrane transport; malate transmembrane transport. Lineage: Eukaryota; Fungi; Ascomycota; Eurotiomycetes; Eurotiales; Aspergillaceae.
AUGGACCUCAGUUAUCCAAGAUGGUUUGGCGGGUCUGCAUCGUGCAUGGCAGUAUUGGUUUCUCAUCCGUUUGAUCUGAUCAAAGUACGAAUGCAGACAGUAUCAACCGGUGCUAAGGAAGGGUUCGUCCCUACUGGGCUGCACAUUAUCAAACAAGAGGGAGCAAAGGGUCUCUAUCAUGGGCUUUCUGCUGGUAUCAUGAGAUCAGUAACCUACGGAACAUCUCGAAUUGCUCUCUACGAGGAGAUGAAGCAAUCUGCGAAAGAUAGGGACCAAUCCCUUAGCAUCCCACUACUAGCUACAAUGGCAGCCGUUUCAGGUUUCAUCGGUGCAAUAUUCGGUACACCAUCCGAUAUAGCUAAUGUCAGAAUGCAAAAUGAUCGGUCAUUGGCAAUUGAGAACCGUCGAAAUUACAAGCAUGUCUUUGAUGCUUGGAUCCAGAUGAAGAGGCAUGAGGGCUGGAAGGCCUUCAAACAGGGACUUUGGCCGAAUUGUUUUCGCUCUGGAACAAUGACAGCCAGUCAGCUGGCUUCAUACGAUGUAUUCAAACGAUUACUGCAGAGACUCGGAAAGACAGAGGAGGAGAAGCCUUUAAUUCAUCUUUCUGCGUCGAUUUUGGCUAGCUUAGUAGCGACGUCGGUCUCUAGUCCCAUGGAUGUGAUCAGGACGCAGUUGAUGAAUUCUUCGGAAAAGAUGUCGGUGUUGCAGGUCGUGAGACAUCUUACUCGAUCGGAGGGUCUUCGGUGGGCUUUCCGCGGUUGGGCCCCUAGUUUUAUUCGAAUGGGCCCUCAGACUAUCGCUACUUUGGUUAUGUUGGAGCAGCAUAAGCGCGUUUAUCGUAUGAUGAAAGCCGGGGAAUGCUAG